Pieris brassicae (large cabbage white) is the source of this 3713-nucleotide messenger RNA. RefSeq lists its product as uncharacterized. Gene Ontology annotation, biological process: amino acid transport. Gene Ontology annotation, molecular function: amino acid transmembrane transporter activity. The coding region runs from base 133 to 2154 and encodes 673 amino acids. Gene Ontology annotation, cellular component: plasma membrane. NCBI's taxonomy places the organism in Eukaryota, Metazoa, Arthropoda, Insecta, Lepidoptera, Pieridae. The transcript is spliced from 13 exons. The record is from RefSeq and is a predicted model, not a curated record.
AUUCGCCAAUUAAACACUAUUAUUUUAUCAAUACUGUAUUUUAGUGAUUAAUUCAUGAAAAUGUAGGUGUUAGUGCACUUCAUAAAGUACAUAAAUUCCCUUUUUCCUGAAUAGUCAUGAGGUUUCACAGAAAUGACAACUGAACAUAAAGACAGCUCAAUGAUGAGCAGGUUCAAAGUGUUCUGUAGUGGGCAAGCAUGUGGCGCAAGAUGGACCCUCGGAGCCCUACUUUUGGCACCCCUCACUGCAGCAAACCCCAAUUACUGUGCUGUGCCGGCUACAAUACUGGUUGCUGUAUUCAUCACUUUUGCAUCGUUCACGAACAGGGACCUAAAGAAAUUGGCAGAAGUGCUCCCACCUUCUAAAACUGGACGAGGAAGACGGGAACGCAAUUUAAGAUCGUUCGCCGAUUUCAUGGCCAUGUGGAUGUGGUUUUUAUCACAUCUAGUGGCUGUUGCCGUAUGUGCCAGAAUUCUGAGCGCUACUGCCGAUCAUGUAACUGGAAGUAGAACAAGGCGCUGGUUGUUUGGUUACGAAGCCAGGUCACUUGGAGAACCAUGGCCUGAUGUAUUGGGAGUCACUGUAGUGUUAGUGGUUUGCGCUAUGUUCAUGUGUGGACUGGAGGAAAGUAUGAUGUUUACGUGUCUACUGUUGAUUAUUCUGUAUAUAUUCAGCCAGUCUUUUACGAUAUAUGGCCUUAUGAAUUUGGAUAUUACCAAUAUUAAGAUUCCUUUACCUAUUACCGUGUAUGAGUUAUUUGCUGCUGGUGCUCCCAUAUCGUACACAUUUUGUACAGUACAAAAGAAGAAUGAUAAUGAAAGUUUUAAUAGGAAUGUGUUACUUAUGAUUGGCCUACCAGCUCUUGUUCUAAGUUGCCUUUGUUUCCUUUACACAAAUAUGUUGAAAGGUACAAGCAUUGACGCUGCAUUACCGAUGACAACAUUAUUAGAAGCGCGGGUGGCUGGUUGGAUAUGUCCAGUUUUAGCAGCUAUCACCGUUGCAGGAGUCUGUCUAGCGUUAACAGAGCUCUGUCCUUUACUUUUUUCUGUACUUGUCCUACUCGCUUCCCCAGAAUGGAAGGUACUAACUCGUUCUAUGACGUAUGAAAGUACGACAACAGGAAGUCCGGUCUUAGCUGUCUUUACAGCAGGAAGCUUAGCCGCCAUAUUGGCAUUUGCGUGUCCACUCGCUCACAUGAUAACACUUAUGAAUGCCAGCCAUUUAAUGAGCCUGACAAUUCAGGCUCUACACUUUAUCAUUAUGAGAUGCGUGCCUACAACUGAACAAAUUGAAGCCGGUGACGUUGAAUAUAAGCGCCUCGGCAUCGGUACCAGCAUUGUCACAAGAAAGUCAUCAGGACUUAAACGCAAACGCAGCCUUUGGUUCAUACCUUCAGCGAUACGUCACACAAAGACUUUGGAGAGCAUUAAAUCUAAAGUGAAUAAAGAAACAGAAGAAAGAGAAUGCCUACUCUUAGACGAGUAUUCUGGCUGUCAAAGUGAAGAAGUCGAACAACGCUCUGGCAGUGCGCUUGCUGAAUUGGCCGAAGCAGAGGUUGUUGACCUCCAAUCCGAUAUGGAGGCUAGCGAAGGGGAAAUUUCAUCGGGGGACGAUUCCACUGAUAUUGAUGCGGUUGUCAAGGAGUAUAGAGACAGAAUACAGGUCGUAACAGCCAUCCCCGAAUCAAGUAUACCAGCGCCACCUAGCGUACGAGGCGCACGAUGGGUGGCUGUCGGUGCUUGUACGCAGCUGAUAGCGAGCGCCUUCAUUGCUGCAGCUUUCUGCUGCGAGAAAUACAGAGUGCCUAUGUUUGCUACUGGAUUACCAUUAUGGUUAUGUGGGACAUUCAUAUCAAUAUGGCACCCAGCACACCUCGUUGGCAUCAAGAGGUUGAGCCAGUUGCAAGGACCUAUAACGAUGCUACUCUCGCUUCUGCUCCUCACACCUUUACUUUUGGAUUCUUGGCCAGCUAUUAUUCUUUUCGCUGGAGCUGGUGUGGUUAUAUACGCACGCUGUGAACGCUGGUGCGGCGACUUAGCAGUACAUCAAGCGCGCAGUACCCUAGAGCGCCGAAAGCUGCGUCACGUCACCGCCUCUAUGCCGCUAGGUGGCGCACGACUUACGCAUAUCGAUACAGUGUACAUCACUAGAUGACAAGACGAUGACUCGGAUUCGAGUCUGGACAACUUGUUGGACGCUGAGGACGACAUGGAAGCUGAUGGCGAAUGACAUGAACCCAUUAUCAUCAUUACAUGAACUCAUUACGACCCUAAUAUGCAAAAAAAAUAUAUUUGCUGCACUAUAUCACUAGCAGAAAUAGUUAGAUAACAAUUGAUGCGAAAAUUAUGUGUAGAAACCCUACAAAGUAACGAAAAAGGUUCUACUUUACAGUUCGAAUACCAAAACGUAUUUCAAAUAACGAUUCUUGUUUUAAUGAUGAUUUUAAUUUAUCCCUAAUGAGAAAGGCAAAGGACUUCUGUUUUAAAUAAUGCAAGUCAGUUAUUACAGUUAGUUUCAAUUACAAUGAAAGUCAGAAGUCAUAGUAAAAAUUAUUUGACAGAUCUACUUGAAAGAUGACACUAGUUUUAUUCUAAAAGACUCACAAAACGAAUAUUACUUCGUUUCUAUAGUAUGCCAAAAACUCCUUGCUUAAAAGUACGAAAAUCGCCUCUGUUUAUAGCACACUAAGAUUUGUUGUAAGUAUUAUAAACCAAAGUAGCUUUUUUAAUUAAUAUCUGUGUACCUCGGUCACGUUAGGCGAACCGGGUCUAAUUUUAAUAUAAAAAUAUUCACAUACUUAAUUCUUUAUUUACCACAAUAUAGAAUAUUGUAUGUUAUCCGUCCCUAUACAAAAUCGGAGAAUGUAUUUUAAAUUAUAUAUAACAACCACAUUUGGACGUUUCUGACAUUUAACAAUUAUUAACAUUAAAUUAAUAGCUAAAAAUACUGUUUUAUAGUGCUUGCUUCAAGCGAAUUUUUAAAUAUAUAAGAUAUUUUUUCAGAUAUAAUGCCUUAGAUUGUGAACAUAGAUUGAGAGGCGCUUUAGACAAGCUUUCAAUGUUCUAAGCAAUGCCUUAGAUUAGAUGUUGUCGAAUUAAAUAAGUCUUUCUAUCAAUUAUUAAUGUAACGGAUUUUAGCAAUCCUAUGGAUAUUCGUAAUUGUAUAAUUUUAAUACUUUUUAUAUAAUUGCCUUAUGCAAUUUAAGAAUCGGCCUAGUAACUGGUAAUUUGACGUAUAAGAUAUUGCUGGCAUUAACGUCACUAUCAAUAGGUGAGUAUAGAGUAGGUAGUCGUUACAGUUCAAAUUUGCUGAAUUUGCUAAAAAAAUACGAUUUUUACGUAAACUUCUCCAAUUUAUUACAAUAAAGCAAUAAGACGGUAUGUUUUACGAAGGGUAAGAAGCCUUGACUUUCCAUAUGGAAUAUACAUUUAAAAUAUAUGUUACAACGCCAAUAUGGAUUAAUUUUCACGUUUGUAAUUAGAUUUUUUGCGAGAGUAGACAGCAAUGUUUUGUACACCAGUGUUUAUAGACUGAUAAGCUUUGUAAAACUACACUUCAAAUCCGGCAGUGUAAAAGUAUAUGUGUAACCAAUAACAAUAUUGUCGUAAGCAUAAUAUUAUUUAUGCCGUAAUAUAUAAUAAAAACUUCUUUGUCAUUAUUCACUAAAGUGCGUGUCAUUUGCCAGUUUGCAAUAAAAAAAUUAUGUAAAAAGA